Molecule: messenger RNA, 7486 nt
Organism: Nilaparvata lugens (brown planthopper)
Lineage: Eukaryota; Metazoa; Arthropoda; Insecta; Hemiptera; Delphacidae
Product: kinesin-related protein 4
Exons: 17
Coding region: 185-7366 (2393 amino acids)
Source: RefSeq, a predicted model, not a curated record
GCAACGGUUGCUUUUGUAGGUUAUGUUUGCCUUUGCGUUUGCGUUUGCAAAGUUUGAUUAAAAUUUUGUAACUUGUUACAUUUUUUUGUUUAUUUGUGUUGAGAAGUAGAAUUAACACUAUUACUUUGAUUAAUAAUCUAGAAUGACUUCACAUUCUGACGAUUGAUUAUUUUAUCCUUUGGUCAUGACGAAUCGAAAGGAAGGCGUCAAGAUUCAGAGUACGUUGUUCUGUGAUAGACAGAGUUCACUACCUCAAGUCACUAUCAAACGUCACUUUGCCACCUUUUCAAAGCCGAUCAACUCUUCAGUGUCUUGUACUACAAGAAGGCCAUCAUCUACAAACAAGUCGUCUACCAACGGAAGUCGUAUCAACGUGCCUUUGAUUAUCAAUGAGGAAACAACUACUCUCGCAGUCAACAAAAAAGUUUAUGGAUUGACUCAACCAAAUACUAGCAGAAGGAAACCCUCCUCAAGGAGCGUAGGCCUAUCCCGAAAAGAACCUGAUCGAACAUCAAAAGCCAGCAUCAGCAGUCCUCAACAAGCCAGUGCCUUCACCAGUAGACCAGCAUCUGUAGACAAACCAGUAGACAACACAACAUCUAAACCAGGAAGUUCAGUUCCUCAGAAAGAAAAUGUUGAGAUUCCUACGCAAGGAAUAUUUAUCUUGGAUACAGUAGGGCAUCAAUUAGCUUUCAUCGAGAACUCCUCGACAAAACCUCAUUCAGAAAAACAUCGCAAGACAGUUACCAAGAAAUUUGAACAACCUUCUCGCCUGGAUGAAAUUCGGAAAGUUGGUGCUUCAAGGAAAACUCUUUCCCAGAAAGAGGUAGACUCAACCAAAACCAGAUCCUGCGACCAUUUGCUACAAUAUGAAUUCGAACGAUCUUCGAAACCUUACAAUCCUAGCGAUUAUACCGAAAAAGAACUGAGUGUUCGUAGUGCUACUCACACUAAUCCACUUCAAAGAUUAAUUGGUUUGAGUGAGGAUAUGUUCCAGUCAACUUCCACGAUAAAUCUUCUAUUAUCACAAACAACUAACGAUCAUUUAGUGAACAAAAACUUUCAGAUUGAACCUGCAGAUGAGGAAAGGUUGAAUCGAUGUCUGAAAACAUUGGAGAACUUACCUGAACGAACUCAAAGUGAAGUGGAUCCUGAAAUAAGAAAAUAUAGUGCUGAAGAAAACUUUAGACUGAAAUCCGAUACGAAAUCUCCUGGAGAAAUUUCUACAAGAACUGAAGGAGUCCUCAUCGACCGAGAAACCACAAAUGCAGAGGUGAAAUUUGGCAGAGCAAGGAAUGAGAAGGAGCAGACUUUUAUAAAGGAUGAUUCAAGACAUGAAAGCGAGGACAGACUAGAUGGUACCAAGCUCAAUAUUAUAUCUUCAAAUAAUGGGAACAAACCGUCCUGUGUGAUGCCAUCUAAGACAAUUGGGAGAGAUUCAGCAGUACAUUCGAUGCAAAAUAACACUUCCACUAUGAACAAGAACCUCUAUCCAAUUGAUAAUUAUCUAGUGCCAGCAGUAAUUGGAAAGGGCAAUUAUUUACAGCUAUCGGAUUUUCGUGAAUCCACUUCAGUCGAGCAUCUUGCUGCACCUUCGAGUGGCACUCCAAGAAUGUCCGAGCCUAAAAAUGAGCAAUCCAAUCUCAAAAACCUCCCAAAAUCCAUGGGUCUUCGUCAAACAAAAUUUUCAACUACUGCAGAGAACUCACCGAAAACUCCAGAUAUACCCAAAUCGACAGAACGAGAAUCCAAAAUGGCGGAGAUCGAUCGCGCGAUGCAAGCCAUCAGAAAGCAGAUAAUGCAAAGUGAGAUGGAUAUUCUCAAAAUCCAAGCGGAGUCAAUAGUAAAGAUUGAUAGUGGGUUCAGUGGUUAUUCCAGUGGGAAAAAUCAAGGAGACCAAAAGGAUGUGACUUCAAAAAAUGACAAAAACAUGAUGUCUCAUCACGAAACCACGCAUGACUGCGCAUUCAAAACAAUCGCACCUCAAUCCACUUUUAUCACAUCUGAGAAAACAUGCCUCUGCUGCUCCAAGCCAAAGAAUUCCCCACCAAAUCACAAAAAUCCAGAAAUCAAAGGGAAAUCUUCCCACAGAGAUGAUCAUCAAGUUGAUAGAGGCAAUUCUUAUUAUUCUGAGAAGCACUCAACAAAAAACAACUAUCAACAAUUCUCCAAAGAAUCAAAUGAUUGCGCAAAAACGUCCAGAAAUACUCAUCAAUCAAAUCCUGAUAGUUUUAAUAGAGGUUUGGUAGAGAUGCAAAAUAAAAAUAGAGAAUAUAUUGAAAAGUUUGUCUCGCCUCAACCUAGCAGGAGUGAUUGUAGAUGGCAAGAUAAACUGAUGAGCAUGAACUAUUCUGGCCCUGAUAACGCAUUCGAAUUACACGAUUCAGAUGUUAAAAGUCAACUGAAUUUUAGAUGUUUUGAGGGAUGUGAUAGAUCACCUGAAGAAUUUAUCGAAAAUGAAGUACCUCAGUUGAUAGCCAAUACGAGGUCACAAAGUCGAUAUGGAUCCUCAGCAAGAUUGGACUAUUCAUGUGAAGUUGGAGAAGGCGAAGACAUCUGCUUAAGGAUGGAUAGAAGACGGAACGCAGAAAUCCACUGCUCCUUCCAACCAAAUGCGGCUGUACAUCGUGUUGUGAGUCGGGAAUCCUCGACAAGCGUAAAUAGUCAAUCAGAAAUUCACCUGACAAGCAACUCUAAGCUUAGCAGGCUGAAGAAAGCACUUCUACCAGGUGUCAACAUUCGUUCGGAACUGAGUGUACAAUCGGGGCCAACAAUUCACAUCCCAGCUGUUAGUAAAUUUUCUGUGUCUAGUGAGAAAAAUAAAAACGUUCUAUUGAAAGAAGUGGUUCAUGUGGAGACUGAGAGAGAAGUUAUUGUUUGUCCUCCUAGACAAGAAUUUGUCGAUAAUGGUAAAGUAGUGAAAAAUAAUGUCGCUGUUGGUAAAAAAUAUGAUGGUGGUAAAGCUGUUUGUGAUAAGAGACCUGAGGAUUCAAAAAAUGUAGGUGGAGAAUUUGUUCAUCUUCAAAUUCAAAAACCUAUGAAUACGAAGGUGGUUGAUAAACAUGUGGGGGAAGGUUUGAAUAAUAAUGAAAUACAAGAACAUUUGUACAAUGCUGUGAGAACGUAUUCCAACAAGUUGAAUUCUCAGAGUAGUACAAAAAUUCAAAAACAGCUGAGAGAAACACUCCAAGAGCUGAGCUUCAACAUUUCGCGUCUCUACAACAACCAGAUGAAUGAGUAUGUCCAGUGUGGGCGAAGCAGAGAUGUGCAGGCGCCUCUCUCUUACCGCAUGAAGGCUGUCGCCGAGUUGCUCUGGGAAGAACUGGAACUUCGCACUUAUCCCUCGGAGGAACACUAUUCACAAAUCGAGCAGAUCAUUCAUCAUCUAGUGCAUGAUCUAGAAGAUGCCAUCAAAGAGGAUGUGCCAUUCAAGGCAACAGCUAGAGAAAAUGUUUCAUUGAAAACGAAGAAGGCUCCAGUACACAUGAAGAACUCGCCACUCAAAAACAACCAUUUGGACUGUCGCAAAAAAUCGACUCAAUCGAGAGCUGGAGAAAAACCUGCGAAAAGUACAACUGAAAAGACUUUGACCACAAAGUUUACAUGCAGUUCUACUAGUGGUGUAGGUAGACGUUCUACUGCAGAGGGGAGUAAGCAACUUGAGAGACGAUUUGUGAAGCUUUCUACAACUCAAUCGAGACCCAACUUCAAGACGAACACUACCAGAACUAUCAAAACACCAGAGGGUAGAAAAAUGUUGACAGAUUUCAAGAGGAGUCGAUAUCCCAAUCAACCCGUACAAAAAAGACCAGUUUUCAUUGAAAGUCGAAAGGAGUCGGACAGGAACUACAGAGGAAGUCAAUUGGAAUAUAUUCCUGCACAGAAUCCAUUUCUUCGAGAUCCAGUAAAGAGCAAGCAAUCGCCCUCCAAGAGAACCCAAAUUUGUGAUGCUCCUCCAGUAGAGAACUCUGUUUUCCCUGAGUGUUCGAUAGGAAAUGCUGAUGACUCCCCAGACAUCAACAGGCCACAGAAUCGAUGUGAUGAUGAAGACCUCAUGCGGUUCAAGCGCAUCAACACACUUUAUAAGUUAAACAAAAAACUACAUUCACCAAAUAAAACGAUUGCCGAAAUAUUCAGUGCUGAAUCACUGAAUUCAGCUGCUCAAAGUUUAGAAGAAAAGAAACCAAAUUCUUCGUCAAGUAUUGAGAGACAUCGUUCAACAGAAUGCAUGAAAUCAAUUUGCAAAAGCAGAGAAACAACUUCAACAUUGGAAUUUGAUAGAUUAGAAGAUAAUCAACCUCUGGUAUUGGAGCAAGUAAAAUCGAUUGACAAAUGUGAUGGAGAAAUAUUGAACAGCAAUGAUAUUGCCUCGGAAUCGCAGCCUACUGCUAAUGUUGAUGUUGUCCAAAACAAUGAAGAGAAGAUUUUGCCAUACCCUCUGAUGCAAAGUGAUAGUGAAGAAAUUGAGGUAAAUGAAAUUAUAAGGCUUGAGACAGUCGAUGAGGAAACGGAGCCAUCAGUCAGUAAUAAAGCAGGCACUGAUUGUAAUAAAUCAAGCGAUCAAUCUGAAAAAUCUGAGAAGGAAAAAGAUGAUGAAAGCUACGAAGAUGAUUGGGAGAUUGAUCAGGAUGAUGCAUCGGUCAAUAAAGAAAAGGACGCAACUGAUGACAAACAAAACAUCGAUUAUGAGUCAAAGGAAGUUGAGUCACAUCAUUCGACGGAAGAACGACGUUCAUCCUCAUCCUCCUCAUCAUCACUUUCAGUCGUGUCGGAGAUUAAAAAUGAUGAUAACAAAUCAUCUAAAUCACAAGAUUCAAGUGGUGGCGAGACUUAUGUAAAGGAAAAAUCACCCUUCAACGUUUCAGAGAAUGAAAUAGAUCAGGGUGAACAUCUGAGAUUGAAUGAGAGUGUACUUGACGGAUUGAGUUUGAAACUUCAUUCGAAUAAAGAUGUUUUUACAGAAGAAAAUCAGAAAAUCUCUGAAAAUGUAGGACAAACUAUUGAAAACAAACAAGAAUCUGUAGAUGAAGUAUUAGUUGAAAGAAGUGAAUCUAAAACAUUCGAUGUGGUUGAAGUUGCCCAGGUUGAUAAGAAUAAUACAGUUACAAUAUCAUCAUCAGUAUCUUCUGAAAUUCUGCAAAACGAUAGCAAAUUAAAUUUAAACGCUGAAGAUUUCGCUGUCACCAAGAACACUAAUGGUAAUAAUUACUUGGUACCGUUAUCAGCUAGGAGCGGUACCACUGCAGAGAUGCGUGAUUCUGUUAAUAUUAAUACUGUGGAUUCACCUAGUGCUCGAAAACUUGAUUCAUGCGAAAUGGUGAAUGAAAAUAUGGGACGAUAUAAUAGAAACUGUAAUAAUAAUACUAUGCCACAAACUUCUUUCCAUUUAUCGAUUCCAGAGACAAUGAAUCAUUCUAAGAAUAAAAUCACAAUGACUUCUAAUUUUGAAAAUCAAGAGUUCAAAGUUGUAUUGGAGUUGAGUAAAAAUAAUUCAGGUGCUUUGAGUUCUGCAAAAUCAUCAAAUGAGUUGAAUGAUGGAGAACAGAGUCGUGUUCCAAUAGAUAACGAUAAAAGUUUUGAACGGAAAACCAGUAAAGCAGUGAAUACUGAAAAUAUUUCAGGGAAUGACUUGGGAACUUCCAUUAGAAGCCAAAGGUUGGAAGAUGCUGGUAAACCGAGAGAAGUUUCACAGCGAGCUGCUGAAGUAGUUUGUCAAGAAAGAGCUGAAGGAGCUAGUUCAGGUGUAGCUGAAGGGUUGGCUCAAAUAGUUGAACAACAAGUUGAUUGGCAAACAAAGUCUCACGAUCUUGCUCAGCUGAGAAACCGUAUUGAAGGCUUGGAGUCAACUUUGAACUCAACUGUUGGUGUUGUGCUGGAGAAAUUGAGCAGCGACUUGGCCAAACGACCUUCCACAUCAGGUAUGCAUGUUGGCGUUUCUUGCAAACUGGAUGAGAUCCGCUCCUCUCACUGUCAAACUGACGAUUUUCAACUAAUAAAAGCUACGGAAAGUAAUCUGCUACAUACAACAACGGAGGAUCAGCCUAUGCCAAAAACAUCAUUGGUGGAUGAAAUCAAUAAGAUAUUCAAUGUAAAUCGAGGAGUUGCUGUGGAGAAAUUCAAGAAACCAGUGGAAAUUUCAGCAACGAAUAAGAAUUGUCAUCAAAGGAAAUAUCGAACGCAAUCAUCCAGCUCACAGUCUUCAUCUUUGGUAUCCAUCCCACGUUUGUCUGGAAGUGAAGAGAAAUCGCAAUCAGAAUUAUCUGAAGGUGAAGUUGGAAUGGAUGCCGCCAUUUGUUCUUGCAGCUUUGGCGAGAUAAAAAUGUCUGGUUGCUCUAGAUGUGGAACUUACGGUGUGAAAAAGUUGAGCAUGAAACGAUCCUACCCGAAUUUGCAGAAAAGUGAUGGUGAGGUGAGCGUUAGACAUGCACAGAGAACAUCUUCGGACUGCAGUGGGUCUCAGAGUGUGGAUUCCUGCACAAAAAUAAGCCUUGAUAUGAGAAGAGUGUUCAAGUUCAAAUCUAAAUCACUAUCCCAGAGUAGAGUGUCUGCUUCUAAGAGUUUUACAAAUGUGGUGGAGAAUAUCUUGGAUGAGUUGAAAAGGGAGAAAAUGGAAGCCAGAAUGAAAUUCAAGAGAUCACAAGAGAAUUUUGAUGCGCAGUUUCUAAAGCACUGUGAGUGCUUGAGAAGAAGUACCAGUGAUAUGUCUCUUAAGAUGACUGCUUCCGUUGUAAAUCAUGCAGCUAAAAGUGGUACUCAGUACCAUUCUCCUAGAAAUAAAGUGCUUCAGUAUCAACCUAGUGAAUUUGGUGAGGAAAAUUAUUAUCAGACAGAAAAACCACAAUUUCUUACUAAAAGCCGUCAAAAUGAUAAGCCACAUUCAACUGUUGUAAUCUCAGAUGAGUCUGGGGAUUCAGAGGUGGCGAUUGAAAAACUGCAGGAGCUUGAUUCUAGCUCUCUUUUCCGUUUGAUCAGGAAACGCAAAGGUCGUCAAUCUCAUGCUAAUCUUGAUCAAGGCAUUGAAAGCGAUAACAACUUAUCAAACAAUGGAGAUGGAGGUAAAUCGAAGUUAAAUGUAUCUACUGGAAAAUCAUAUGGGGAAACCGGAGUUGAAAACCCCGAUCUUAAUGAAAUUGGAUCAUCGAGUGGAGUGAAAAGUGUAGAGGACGUAUUGAAAACAUUUUUCAGUUCAACUAAUUCUUUAGAGCAGGAGCUUGGAAGGACUGAGCUAUUGAAACAGCAUACAUGUUCACAUAAAGAAUCCUCGCUUAUCAGAACGAGAAACGACCUGCUCGACUCAGACAGCUGCAAUUCUACCAUAAUUUCCAAUACCUCAGAUGACCGUGAUCGUAGCGAAGGACAAAUCUGAUAUCGUUGACUAAUGUACCUGGAAUCAAAAUAGAAUAGUGGGCUGUUUCCUAUUUAGUAUCCACUUAAGUAAUUACUGUUUGAUUUUUUCUUCUAAUUAUAUUGCAAUUAAUAUUUAGUA